AUGAGUUCCAACUUUGACGACGAUAUUUACGGUGGAUUUACUGGUGUAACCAAUAAACUGUUCAAUUACGACGCGAAAGAAGAUCAAGCAUUUCAAAAUGCGGUGCGAACGUCUAGCUACGGGAAAAAGACAACGACACCAAAGUUUUUCUGGAACGGCGAUAAAAUCGGUUCAGCAGAACCGACCACGGCCAUGGCCCGCCCGUCUACGGCAAUCCGGCCGGUCGGGUACUCGUCGCACAGUUCGAAGUUGUUCGACCCGCUCAACCAGGCAGCGAAGAAGAUAGUCGUGAUGGAGAGCAAAAAGGAGGAAACACCCGAGCAGCGGUACAAGAACCUCGAGACGAAGAUUUACGCGUUGCUAGAGGAAUCAAUCGUGGCCAGCACGGGCCCAAAGCCAGACAUGGCGAUGGGACUGGCGAAGGCAAAGGAAGCCUCGUCCCUUGACCGGACUUUGCUCCGGAUGCGGGAUCAGGACGGUGGCACUUACACGCACAACUUUGAUCUUACUUUCUUCGUGCUGUUCAAUUUGGCCAACGUGUACGCCAAGAGUGAAAUGUACAUCGAGGCGCUCAACACAUACACUCUAAUGACAAAGAACAAAAUGUUUCCGAACGUGAAUCGCUUGAAAAUCAACAUGGGCAACAUUUUCUUUCAUCUGGGGCUUUACACGAAAGCGAUCAAAAUGUACCGGAUGGCGCUGGAUCAAGUGCCGGGAAAUCAGAAGGAGCUACGGCUGAAAAUAACACACAACAUUGGCAUCCUCUUUAUCCGCAUGGGCCAAUAUUCCGAUGCAGCUACCAGCUUUGAGUUUAUUAUGUCCGAAAAGGGUGACCUGAAGACGGGAUUGCACCUGAUCUUGUGCUACUACGCGUUGGGAAACGUGGACAAGAUCAAACACGCGUUCCAGCUGCUGUUGGACAUUCAAAUCGAUUACAACGAGGAGGAAAAGGUGUUUCAGGCAAAUUCUAAUGCGUCGUACGAGUACAUCAACGAGCUG
Anopheles bellator is the source of this 999-nucleotide messenger RNA. Its product is annotated as intraflagellar transport protein 88 homolog. The record is from RefSeq and is a predicted model, not a curated record. Gene Ontology annotation, molecular function: kinesin binding. Gene Ontology annotation, biological process: intraciliary transport; non-motile cilium assembly. The transcript is spliced from 2 exons. Lineage: Eukaryota; Metazoa; Arthropoda; Insecta; Diptera; Culicidae. The annotation marks the transcript as partial. Gene Ontology annotation, cellular component: centriole; non-motile cilium; ciliary base.